Ficedula albicollis (Collared flycatcher) is the source of this 1445-nucleotide messenger RNA. RefSeq names its product troponin T3, fast skeletal type (gene TNNT3). Gene Ontology annotation, biological process: muscle contraction; regulation of muscle contraction; sarcomere organization. NCBI's taxonomy places the organism in Eukaryota, Metazoa, Chordata, Aves, Passeriformes, Muscicapidae. The coding region runs from base 25 to 1101 and encodes 358 amino acids. The transcript is spliced from 21 exons. Gene Ontology annotation, molecular function: tropomyosin binding; troponin I binding; troponin C binding. The record is from RefSeq and is a predicted model, not a curated record. Gene Ontology annotation, cellular component: troponin complex.
CUUGCUCCUGGCGAGGGGCAUGCUAUGUGCAGAGGAUGCAAGUGGAGAGAAUGCUGCACUGGGAGUAGAAGGGGUUUGGAGUUGAUUAGUUUGCACAGGGAGCCCGGGGCCAAUCGGCUCUUGCAGACGAUCAAAUGUCACUAUAAGUUGAGAGCUGCAUCCCCUUGGGACGCUCGCAGAUCCCAGCCUGCCCGUCCCCUCCGACAGGAGCUUGGUGCUUCUCUCCACUCCUCCCAGAAACUAAUUGCCAGCAUGUCUGAUACCGAGGAAGUGGAGCAAGGAGAGGCUCAGGAAGAAGAAGAGGCUCAGGAGGAAGCUUUUGCUUCCUGCCACAUCCCACCUGAUGAAGCUCCUCCAGCAGAAGCUCAGGAGGAAGAAGUCCAUGAACCAGCCCCCCCUCCAGUUCAUGAGCCAGCAGAGGAAGCUCAUGAGGAAGAGGAGAAGCCCAGAAUAAAACUAACUGCUCCUAAAAUACCAGAGGGUGAGAAAGUAGAUUUUGAUGACAUCCAAAAGAAAAGGCAGAACAAAGACCUGAUUGAACUGCAGGCCUUGAUUGACAGCCACUUUGAAGCCAGAAGAAAGGAAGAGGAAGAGCUGGUAGCCCUCAAGGAGAGGAUUGAGAAGCGCAGAGCUGAACGAGCAGAGCAGCAGAGAAUCCGGGCUGAGAAGGAGAAGGAGCGUCAGGCAAGGCUUGCGGAGGAAAAGGCACGGAGAGAGGAAGAAGAUGCCAAGAGAAAAGCUGAGGAUGAUCUGAAGAAGAAGAAGGCUCUGUCCUCCAUGGGUGCAACAUAUAGCAGCUAUCUGGCUAAGGCUGACCAGAAGAGAGGGAAGAAGCAAACAGCUAGAGAGACGAAGAAGAAGGUCCUGGCAGAGAGGCGCAAGCCCCUGAACAUUGACCACCUUAAUGAAGACAAGCUGAGGGACAAAGCUAAGGAGCUGUGGGACUGGUUAUAUCAGCUGGAGACUGAAAAGUAUGACUUUACAGAGCAGAUCAAGAGGAAAAAAUAUGAGAUUUUAACAAUGCGUUGCAGGCUGCAGGAGCUUUCCAAGUUCAGCAAGAAGGCAGGAGCCAAGGGCAAGGUUGGUGGGCGCUGGAAGUAAAGAACCAGGCAGGAUGGCCUUUAGUGGUGUGCUGAACCCCUGCAGGUCUCCUCUUCCCUCCUUCACCGAUCACUUGUGUUCUCAUGCCUCAAUGAUAACAAAAAUCACAUCAGCCUGCAUUGGCUCUUGCUGCUGCUUUUAUUCCUGGAGGGGUCUGGUGGCUUCCUCAGGCAAGGGGAAGCAGGUUCCCUGUGGAACUGGGAUGACUCCUUGCUGGCAUCUUCAAUUCCUGCUGAGCAUGUCCCUUAUCCUCCUGAUACCAGCCCUAUGCUGUCCUGUAGAUUGCUGUGUACAAAUCUCUGGAUUUUGUAAAUAAAGCACAACCAGUACCUACUCCAAUGACA